Messenger RNA from Chironomus riparius, 5749 nucleotides. NCBI's taxonomy places the organism in Eukaryota, Metazoa, Arthropoda, Insecta, Diptera, Chironomidae. The record is from the annotation of a GenBank genome assembly.
AAGAGAAACAUUUGCAACCUUAAACUUUAUGAAUCAGAAAAUAUCCUUAAUUAGAUCUUUUACGGUAAUUCAAAGUAGGGAGUCAGUAAGCGUUGAUCAAAUUAAUGUAAUCAGCAUUCAUAAAAGUCAUUAGAAUUAUCAAAUAAGCGAGAUAUAAGGAAUUUAAUAAUUGCUAGCUUUGCGCUCUUAAAAUAGCGGUUUAUUUGAAAAUCAGAGUUUUAGGGAAGGUGCAGUAAACUUGAGUCUGUGACAAAAUUGAGUCAUUUACCCUGUAUUUCAGUCUUAAAAAACAUUUCAAAUUUUGAAACAAAUAAAAAAUAUAUUUUAAUUAAGUUAAAUGGAUCAAAGGAAUUAAAAAAGUGUAUAAGACGUUUAAUAAGAUUACAAAGUGUCCAAUGAUUGUAAAUGAAAUAUAAAGAAAGUGCUUUAAAUUAGUUAAAAAUCGAUUUAAAGUGCAAAAACUUUUUCCCCCGCUUUUCAACAUAUAAGAUUUGUAAGACUUAGUCGAAGAUGCCACUUUUGAAAAGAAAGCCAUUUAAGCGUAAUCCAAUUCCUGAAGGGAUUAAAGAUGAUGAUGAAGUGUACUAUUGUGAAGCAACUAAAGAAAUAUUCAAGUCAUACGAUGAUUUCUUUGAGCGAGUUAUGCUUACUAAUUCCGUUGUUUGGCAAUGUUCACUUACUGGAAGACCUGAACUGACUUAUGCAGAAGCACUCGCAUCGGAGAAAACAGCAAGGAAAUUACUUCGUCAAUUCCCGUCAGCUCUUCGUGGUCCAGUAAUUUUAGUAGCUUCAAGGACAAAAAGAUCAGUGCUAAAAGAGCUUGUUGACGAUGUCUUUAAUAUAAUCAAAGAGAGAUUCUUCAAGGAUGAGAAACUUGAUGUUUUGAAUGGAAAAGUAUGGCGAUUCUGUAAAGUCGUCCAAGUCAUAUUCCCAACAGAUCACGAUGCAUUGAAUGCAUAUGAUUUGCAAAAAGUCGAAUAUCGUGUUGCUGCCGUCGAUGAUAAAAAAGAACCACAGGAAUGGACAACAAGUGCAGAAAACUUGCGUCGAGAUAAGACAAUAUUUACAAAAGAUAAAACUAAAUUGUUCCUAAAACAGCACGUUGAAGGAUCCAAUAGUAUGCUUGUUGUAAAAGCCGAGUCUGUUAAAAAGUAUGUAAUUGAUAGAGACAUUAAAGCUGAAGAGAUUUUUGUUGGUAAAUUGCCAGACUUUGAAAUAUCGAAGAAACUUCAGCUACAGCAGGAAAAAAACAGCAAGAAACGCUUGUCUAAUGGUGGUAAAGAAAAGUCGAUUAAGGAAAAGAAAAAAAGUAGUAAGGAAGGUAAGCAAGGUGAUAUCACCAAAUAUUUAAAUAAUUCAGGAACGUCCAAAACAAAAGAACUUUCCGUAGAAGAUAAAAAGAAGCGCGAAGAAGAAUCAAAGAAAUUUCGAGAACAACUGGAAGCUAAAAAGAAGGAAAAGGCAGAAUUGGAAGCUGAAAAACAAAAGAAGCUUGCUGAAGAGAAAGCAAAAUUGCUUGCAAAGAUACAAGCAGCUGUUCGUGAACAUAAUCAGACUCGCGACGAUUUGGAGCUUAUUGAUCAAAGAAUUUUACCAAAAUCCAAAGAAAUUUCAACGGUGCUUGAUAAAAAGUACUUUGGAGAUUUUAUGAGAGUUCUUGAAUUUAUUCAUUCAUUUCCCGAAGUCUUAUCAAUCAGCGAUAAAUUCCCAUAUGGCUUAACAAUGGAUAUACUUGAACGUGCUCUAGUAUUGAAGGAAGUAAACGGUCCAUUAAGUGAUAUAAUUCAGGUUCUUUUAGGCACAGUAUUUUCACUACAAAUGGAGGAAGAAAAUGAAAUUGAGAUUCAAUAUAGAAUUAGUGGUGAUGUACCAUUAAAACAUUCCAAACUUGAUCUAAUGAGAAAUGCAUCGCGUGUACAAUUGUGGAUGGAAAAACAUUUAAAUACAAAAAUGAAUCAUCUUGUUAUCGACUCGACAACAGUCAGUGAACUUUUACGCUUACAUUUUAUGAGCUCGGGUGCACUAUUGUCUGAAAAGUCAUCAAAAAGUCGAUUUCAAUCACGCGGUGGUUAUAAAAGUUAUGACGAUCCAGGACUUCAUUUUGUAUCCAAAUAUCCGCACAUCAUUAAAUUUCUUACUCAAUAUAGCGUAUUUCAAUUAUCUACUCGUGACAUUCUACGUAUUCUUAGCUGUUUAACUGAUCAAAUAUUAACGUACUCUAAUCUUCGUGACGUCAUUGAGGAUCGUAUUGAACAGGCUGUUAAUGCGAGACUUGAAUAUAGAAAUUUAAGGAUUAAUGAAGGACGUCGUGAGAGGAAAUUAGCAGAUGAUAAAAAGACAUUGCAGGAAGAACAUAAAGUAGCUAUGGCUGCAUUAGAAACGAUGGAAGAUGGAAAGAAAAAGGAAGCUUUAAUUAAAAAUGCUGAGGUAGAGCUUGAACAAAAAAUUGCAAAACUUGAUGCCAUUUCUGCCAAAGAUAAAGUUCAAUACUUUAAAGAUCUCAAAGUCCAAAUAUCCAUAUUCUUUAAUCAUCAAACAUAUCUUGGAUCAGAUCGUGCAUUUCGUAAUUAUUACAUUUUUGAGGCAUUGCCAGGACUAUUUGUUGAAAAUGACAUAACAUUUGCGGGUAAAUGUUUAGACAAAUUUGUCAAAAAUAAUCCAGCACUAGCACACAGUACAAAGGAACAGCGAUAUGGAAUAAUUAAGCAAAUGAUUUCGACAGAAGAGUCAAAUUCGAGUGAUGAUAAGGAGAAUAAGGUUGAGGUGAAUGGAACAGCAAAUCAAGAGACUAGUAAUAAGAGUAUUGCAUUGAAGAAAGAAAGUGACCUUGAUGUUCAAAAAGAUUUAUUAAUGUGUAGUUGUGAUCCAUCCACAUGUGCUGUACAUUCGGAAAAUAUUCAACGUUCAGUUUGGACUUAUUAUCAUACAGCUGAAGAGAUUGAUGCACUUAUUGAGUCCCUUAAUACUCGUGGAUAUCGUGAGUCAAAGUUGCGUGAACAAUUGGAAGCUAAUCGUGAUCUGAUUGUUGAUUAUAUCAAGAAUUGUCCAUUAGAGAAGCUUCAAGUGAGUGUCGACGAGGAUGUAGACAUGGAACAAGAAUUAAAGAAGAAUGCACGCAUAGUUAAGGCUAAAACGAAUAAGAGUAAGGCAUACGAUAAUCCAAAUUUCCAUUGUAAGAGUGGAACCAAUCCAAGCACAAUUUAUGAUGGCACAUUAAGGGCAACAAUCUUAGAAUUUGAGCAUAAACUUAGUGUAGGAUGUCUAGGGGAAAUUAAAGUACAAGAUAAAGCUUUAUGGCGUAAAUAUAUCGAAGAAGGUGAAUACUACGCGCUAGAUGAUAACUUGAAAUGGGGAAGUAGUAGCUUAACAAAUGGUCAUGUCCAAGAAAAUGGAAGUCCUAACGGCAGUGAAGCAGUAGAAGAUGAGGAAAGUGACAUUAUGAGCUCUGUUGGAGAUUUUGAUUUAGCACAAACAAUUGAUUCAGGAAAUUGCUCAGAUGCUGAUUCCGAUGGCGUUGAUGCUAUUCAAUUAAAAACCAGUGAAAUGGAAAGUGUUAAGCUUAAAGUUAAGAAUUUAGCUAUGGCACUAUUGCAAGUCGAACAAGGGAUAGACAUUAAGUUUAUUCGUGCACCGUUUGGACCUGCUAAAGAUCCUAAAGAUAAGGCACUGCUAGCAAAAGCAUUUGAAUUGGCUAAAAAGCGUCUCCUUAAAUGGGAAGAAUCAUUAAUGAAGUCUACAAACUUUUCUCAAGUAUUUCUACACUACAGCAUACUCUAUGAUUCCAUUAAAUGGUCGCGUUCAGCUGAAAAAAUUGGUUGUUUAGUGUGUAAAAGUAAAUCAGAUCCAGAACAAACUCUCCUUUGUGAUCAGUGUAAUAAAGGAUGGCAUAUGUUCUGUUUGAAACCAAAGCUUACACAAAUUCCAAGCGGCGAUUGGUUCUGUCCAAGAUGUCGUCCAGAAGAUUAUAUUAUUAAAAGAAAUCGCAAGCGACCUGUUAUUGUAAUCGAAGAAUCAGAAUCUGAGGAAGAAGAGGAUGAAGAUGAGGCAGACGACGAUGACGAUGAUGAUACGCAAGAUACAGUUGAUUCUGAAGCUGAAGUUUGUACAGUUUGUGGAAAUGACGGAGAAAAGUUGCUGUAUUGUUGCAACGAAGAUUGUGGCACACAAGUUCAUUUAGAUUGUUCUAAGCCACCAGCGAAAUCACUUAAAUCCAAGACGUGGAAGUGUAAUAAAUGUGUUAAUUCAGAAAAUCGCAAAGAACGUGUCAAGCGCAGGCGAAUGGAAAAAGAUGAAGAUAUUGAUUCUGAGAAGCAGGAUAACGACGAGGACGAAGAAGAAAGUGACGAUAAUGAGCCACCAGUAAAAAUAAGGAAAAUAGAGCGUAAAAGUGGUCGCAGAUCGACAAAGAAAGUCUUUGAAAGUGACGAUUCAGACAAUGAAGUUUUAUCCAAAAAAGACAGCAGAAAAUCGGGCAGCAGGAAAAGUUCAGCACGGCCAUCACGAAAAAAUUCACCAGAAGUUGAAGAUAAUUUGCGUGGUAGACGAAGUUCUAAGAAGUUUGUAGAGGAAACAGCUGCUGAACGACGAGCUUCAAAGCGAUCAUUUGAUGCUUUUAAUACAAUUAGUCUCGGCACAUUAAUUGAUGAAGUUAUUAAGCACAAAAAUGCAUGGCCAUUCACAAAGCCAGUAUCAACUGCUGAAGUUCCUGACUAUUUGGAAGUAAUUAAGACACCAAUGGACUUUUCAAAAAUCAAAUCUAGACUCAAUCUUGGCGGUUACAGUUCGAAUGAACAAGCCAUGAAAGAUAUCGAGCUUGUGUUCUUUAAUUGCGAUUUAUACAACGUCGCUAAUUCCGAAAUUUACAAGUCUGGAGCUAAAUUGGAAAAGUUUGUAGCUAAGCGAUGCAGAGAGUUGAACUUGCCAUUCACGCAGUCAGACAUGACUAAAUAAUUUGUUUGAAUUUAGACUUUUGUGUAGCAGUACCUUUAAAUUUAAUUUAAGUUUUGUUUCAAGUGUGAAUUUAUUAAGUAUCGGAAGUAAUUUAUUAUAUUUUUGUAAGUCUUUAGUUUAAGCACUUUUCAUUUUCUAUUACUUCAUACUUCUUUUUUAAUGCACUUCUGUCAGGAAUUCGUUAUUUCCGAGGAUGAUACGGAAUACGGACAUGAGAUGUUUAGGACAAAUACUACUUAAAAUGAUAAGUUUAGUUUUUAUUAAUUAAAGAAUACAGAAUAAAACGAAUUUCUUCGGAAAUUAAGCAACACAAAGGUUCCGUUUCUUGUUUUUGCUCCUAUUUAACACGACAUUGUAUUUGAUGGAUUUAUUCUUUCUUUCAGCGAUUUACAUCUUGAAUUUAAUAAAUUGAAAUUGGCAUUAAAAAUAAAAUUAGUGAUGGUGCUCUUCAGCUUCCUUGCGUUUGCUUUCAGCCCAUUUUGCGACGUUUCCUGGACUGUUGGCUAAAAUGAUGACAAGAAAUAUCCUCAAUUAACAAUCUGUAGUUAAUAUAGGUAAAAAGUGAGAAACUUACACAAUCUAUCGACUUUAUAGAAAACUGGAAGUGCCACUAUCACACCAAGGAAGUAGUAUUUCCACAAUGGAUUUGAGUUGACAUACCAUUUCAAUGGAAAUUGAGCAAUCUUAGCGCUCCAUGUAUAUGGGAAUCGCAUUGGUCUUCCUACUGGUUUUGGUGCUUCUUCUGCCAUCUUUAAUUAAGAUCCAGUGACAAGGUUUUCUAAAAAAAUAAAUUCUUGAA